Molecule: messenger RNA, 1035 nt
Organism: Clonostachys solani
Lineage: Eukaryota; Fungi; Ascomycota; Sordariomycetes; Hypocreales; Bionectriaceae
Source: the annotation of a GenBank genome assembly
AUGAGCGAGUUAUUUGCCGAAGAUGCUGCCUUGGUGCGGAGAGACUACGUCUUCAUCCCCGCCGGCCUCCUCAUUGCCGGCACCUGGAUUUGCAAGAGGGACUGGACCAUCUACGCCGCCAUUGUAGCCGUCCUAUUCGGCGCAUACAACCUGUACGCUCUCCGAAUCGUACCUGUUCUCAAACCCGACACGUUCCAGGAGUUUGAGCUCGCAGAGAAGACAGUCAUCUCCCACAAUGUAGCCAUGCCUCCCGCCUUCAGCUACCGAUUCAAGCUCCCCGCAAAGACCUCGAUCCUCGGCCUCCCCAUCGGCCAGCACAUCUCCAUCGGCGCCCCGAUCGAGCAGCCCGAUGGCACCACCAAGGAAAUCGUCCGCUCCUACACCCCCAUCUCCGGAGACCACCAGCCCGGCUACUUCGACCUCCUCAUCAAGUCCUACCCCCAGGGCAACAUCUCCAAGCACAUGGCCUCGCUCAUCGUCGGCCAGAGCAUCCGCGUCCGCGGCCCCAAGGGCGCAUUCGUCUACACCCCCAACAUGGUCCGUCACUUUGGUAUGAUCGCUGGUGGCACCGGCAUCACCCCCAUGCUCCAGGUCAUCCGUGCCAUCGUCCGCGGCCGCGAGAAGGGCGACCGCACCGAGGUUGACCUCAUCUUCGCCAACGUCACCGCCCAGGAUAUCCUCCUCCAGGAGGACCUCGAUUCCCUGACCAAGGAGGAUGCCGGCAUCCGUGUGCACUACGUUCUCGACAAGCCCCCCGAGGGCUGGACCGGCGGUGUCGGAUAUGUCACCGCCGACAUGAUCACCGUGAGUCAAAUCCCGCUUCCCUUGUUCUUGCGAAUCGGGGUUCCAUUUCCCUCAGACCGUAUCACUGACCCUUCUCUUCAGAAAUGGCUCCCCAAGCCCGCCGACGACGUCAAGGUUCUCCUCUGCGGCCCCCCUCCCAUGAUCAGCGGUCUGAAGAAAACCACCGAGAGCCUGGGCUUCAAGAAGGCUCGCCCCGUCAGCAAGCUGGAGGACCAGGUCUUCGCCUUCUAA